This is a messenger RNA of Nerophis lumbriciformis (worm pipefish), 3738 nucleotides long. Lineage: Eukaryota; Metazoa; Chordata; Actinopteri; Syngnathiformes; Syngnathidae. The record is from RefSeq and is a predicted model, not a curated record.
AUGAGCCAUGAGCCAAAGUCGCCAUCCAUAGGAAUGAUCUCCACGGCAACUCGUACAACGGCGACGGUCAGCCCUCUCACCCCGUCGCCUCUUAAUGGCUCCAUCGUAGCCAAUGGAAGUCCAGCUGCCCAGUCGGCUCACUCUGGAUUCGCUGCAGCCCUCCGAAAAUUGGCAAAACAGGCGGAAGAACCAAGAGCUGCCUCCUCCAUCAGCAGUGAAUCCUCCCCGGUGUCUUCGCCAGCCACCAACCACAGUUCACCAGUCAGUACGCCCAAGAGGGGUCCUCUCGGUCCAGGGCCUGUCCUGGUUCCCCCAGCAGGCCACAGUGUGCCAAACACUCCACCUGUCGUCACCAUUGCUCCAACCAAGACUAGCAACGGCCUCUGGAGGAGCGAGGGACGCCAGGUAAAAAAUACAACUGCUGAUUCGGGGCCUCGCGGGGCCAGCAGGGAACGCCUGGCUCCAGAGGGGACCCUCUCCCAGGAAAAAGGCCCCUCUGUCCCGGCUCACCUCCUGGGAAACCCAUACGCCUUUGGUCUCCCCCCUGGUGCUGUAAUGCAGGAUUCACGUUUCCAACCGCUCAACCUUCCAAGACAGUUGCCUAAUGCUGUGCCGCCUGGUCCCGUACCAGAAGAGUACCUCCGUGGAUUCAGGCCCUAUGCCACAACUGAGGAUGCCCUCCGCAUGCCCUCUUUGCCAUUGGGCCUUGACCCCGCCACUGCAGCAGCUGCCGCCGCUGCGUACUACCAUCCCAGCUACCUGCCCCACCCUUCUUUCACCCCGUACAGGAUGGACGACCCAUUCUGCCUCUCUGCUUUGAGGUCACCUUUCUAUCCGCUACCAGCAGGGGGAGCUUUACCCCCCAUCCAUCCAUCUGCAGUCCAUAUGCACUUAUCAGGGGUCCGCUACCCUGGGGACUUCACACACCCUUCACUUUCAGCACUGCAGUCAGAGAGGUUUACCUCAAGGCUUCAGCUGGAGGAUGAGCUGCGGCAACGCGAGAGAGAGCGGGAACGCGAGCGGGAAAAGGAACGAGAGCGAGAGGCUGAGAGAGAGAAGGAACGGGAGCGCGAGAGGGAACGAGAGCUGGAGAGGGAACGAGAGCGGGAACGAGAAAGAGAGCGAGAGCGGGAACGGGAAAGAGAGAGAGAAAGAGAGCGAGAGGAGAGGGAAAGAGAAAAAGAACUGGAGAGGCAAAAGGAGAGAGCGCUAAGAGAGAAAGAAAUACAAGCCUCCAAGGCUAUAGAGAACCACUACCUGGCUGAGCUGCAUGCCAUGAGAGGACAGGAGGACCGAACCAAGCCAGAGAGACUCACCCCUAAUCGGGCUGAUAAAACCAAAGAGCCCCCCCUUCCAGCUCCAAAACCAGUCCCACCUGGACUGCAUUCUGCAAUGGUACAAUCACAUCAUCCAGUCCCAGGUCUAAUCUCCGGCCACAGCCUCUACAUGGGGCCCGGCGCUGUGGGGACAGGUCUCCCGACCUCAAUAAUCGCUCCCAGGAACAAUGAGGAAGAGAGGUGGUUGGCAAGGCAACGCAAGCUGCGGCAAGAGAAAGCCGAUCGCCAGUACCAGGUGUCGGAAUUUCGCCAGCAGGUUCUGGAACAGCACCUGGACUUGGGACGGAAUCCUGACGCACCAGAACACAGAACGGACUUGCACAGGCCAAAACCAAAUAACCACGAACCAGGAAACCGAGACCUCCAUUCCCACUUAGGUGCACCUCCGCCUCUCAUCUCCCCCAAACCCUCCCAACUCCCACGUGAACAUCACCCUCCACCUCCCACAACCCUGUGGAACCCAGCUUCUCUAAUAGAGACACCCUCAGAAUCCCGACGCACCCACGAUCCCUCAGGGAUGGGACACUACGAGCUCAGUCGGUUACCGCCUGGCCCCUCCAAGUAUGAGGAUGGGGCCAGGAGGAGAGACAGUGGAGUAAUGGAGAAAUAUCUGCAACCGAGAGGCCCGCCUGGCCUGCAAGAGCCCAGUACAUUCCUUGCCGAUCUGGAGAAAUCCACCCACUCUUUCUUCAGCCAGCAGCGGGCGUCCAUGUCCCUGUCUAGCCAGUAUGAAUUAGAAGGGGCCAUCAAAAGCAACACUGGACUGAAGAGCAGCCAAGCGCACGGUCGUCAUGGACAAGCAGUCGGCAUUGUGUCUGCUUCGAGUGCGGGACAGGAAACAGUGCCAGACACAAUGCUCAUCUAUGACGAGCUUCUUCAGCAGCAUAGAAGGCCAGUCAGUAAACUGGACUUGGAAGAGAAGAGAAAGAGGGAAGCCAAGGAGAAAGGUUACUACUAUGAGCUGGAUGACUCGUAUGAUGAAAGCGAUGAGGAGGAGGUUAGGGCACAUCUCAGGAGGGUAGCAGAGCAGCCCCCACUCAAACUUGAUGACUCCACAGAGAAAUUGGACUUCCUUGGAAUGUUUAGCCUGACCACUGUAGGCCGGCGGGAGGAGUUGGUGCAGCAGAAGAGAAAAAAGCGGCGGAGGAUGCUCAGGGAGCGCAGCCCCUCGCCAGCUGCCUCACAGUCCAAACGCACUCCUCCCCCGCAACUUAGCACGCGCUUCACCCCCGAGGAGAUGGACCGAGCGCCGGAGCUGGAGGAAAAGAAGCGCUUCCUCACUAUGUUCCGUCUUUCUCACGUCACCCUCCAGCAGAGACGAGAUAAUGAAAGGGCAGUGGAGCUGCUUCAAGCCAUUAAAGAGAAGAGCGUAACCUUGGAUACCAUCAGACAUGCUCCUCAUCCGCUGUGCAAAAGCCCUCCGACGCAGCUAUCUGACUCUGCAUGUUCCCAGCCCAACUCGGAAUCAGAAGACCACCACGUCAGACCCCAUAGCCCUUCCUCACAUUGCCCGUUGUCCCCGUCCCCUAACGGCCAUCCAAAACUCCUCGGGGACACGCUAAGACCAAAGGAUCCUCCUUCUCCAGCUGUCUACCCAGACAAGGCCCGGGGGCCCACCGACGGCCCGGCCUCCAAGCGGAAUUCCAGCCUGCUGAACAGCUUGCGGCCCCCGCUCCCUCUACAGGCCAAGGAGGGCGUCCACAGCGUAAACGGACGCACUAAACCCUGGGACAGCUUCACCCCAGAGGAAUUUGCCCAGCAGUUUCAUGAAUCAGUGCUGCAGUCCACUCAGAAGGCACUUCAGAAACACAAAGGCGGGGCUACUGGGAUGUCGGAGUCAUCUCCCCUUCAGGAGUCAUCGGUUCAUUACAACAUUCCGGAGCUCCAGGGCGCCCCCGGCAGGCCACCUCCACCGCACUCCCAGUCGCACUCCAGCACGCAUCCGUCGGCCCUCGCGCUGGCGCACGCACACCCCCAGCCCAAUGGGCAGCACUUCUCCGCACCGCUCCACCGCGACGCCUCAGGGAUGAGGGAGGACCCGUCCGCUUCAGAGGACGAGGACGACGAAGAAGAGGAGGGGGAAGAAGGGGCUAUCCCGGCUUCCAAGUGGCAAGGGAUUGAAUCCAUAUUUGAAGCUUAUCAGGAAUAUGUCGAAGAACAAAGUCUUGAGCGACACGUGUUGCAGAACCAGUGUCGAAGGCUGGAAGCUCAGAAGUACAACCUCAGUCUCACUGCUGAACAGCUAUCGCAUACCAUGGGGGAUCUAAUGUCUCAGAGGCAAAAGCUGGCCAUGGAAAGGGAGAAGCUGCAAGCGGAGCUGGAACACUUCAGGAAGUGUUUGACUCUGCCACAGACACACUGGCCCAGAGGUGGACAUUACAAGGGCUACCCUCCAAGGUGA